AGAUUCGACGAUUGUUACCCUACGUGCAUUCGCAUUAGUUUCGUUCGGAUAAUUUCGUUCGAAGGAACGAACGAUUUUGGCGCGAGUCCAAUAAAUAAAUAGGCGUCGUUCGAUCGGCUCGAGUCUCCUCUCUCUUUCUCGAGAAAGAACUAAUUCGCAUAGGCAAUCGUUAUUGCGCGAUAAAAUCGCGUUGAUCGGGAAAGCCGACUGCGGAGAAGUAAAGGAAGAAGCGGGAGGAUUACGAGGUCGCGAUCGGCGAACUUUAAUCGGCGAGUUCUCGUUAAUUUGCACUUCAAGUUUCCACGGCAACACGUACAACCGAGCCCAGAGAGCGCGUAAGAUACGCCCGUGGCGAAGCGAGACUCUUGGGCGCCUGCGUGGUCGAGUGACGUCAUUGGCGAACCGGGCAGCCCAUCACCCGCCAGACAUUCAGUCUCGUCUUAGCACUCGAAGAGGUCGCAAGUUUGUCGCGCGUCGCUCCCUCUACGCCGAAAUCGCACGAUAUAUAACGUAUAACGAGCGCGAGAACAUAUCUAUCGUCGUUCUAUCCUAAGUCGGGCUAUCGCACCUGCUCGUGGUAUUUACGCCUUUUGCGAAAGUCAAUUCCAUUGUGAGAGCCAAUCGGAGUGAGGCAUAACUCUAUACGUUUUCUUUCGUUUCAACGUACGCGAUCGUAGAAAAGUGACGAUAUUUGGCGAUAUAGUGUUUGACGAGAGGGAUAAAAAGGGAGAAAGAAAUAGGUGAUAUUACGUGUUGGAUGUCAUUUCGAGACAACGAUAGUUUAGUAGAUAGUCGCGCGGCCGAUCGAAGAUUGAAAGGAUAAUCAUUGUGGAGCCAAAAGUGAAGAAAGAGAAGGAUAAAGUGGAGGAGGAAGAGGGGGAGAAGGGUCCUGCGUGUUAACUUUUAUCUCUGGACGCGAAAGAUCGAUUUAUGUAACACUGUGGUGUCGCGUAAGGUCUGUCCACCUUUCCUAUACUUGCGCGCAUAUAUAUAUAUAUAUAUAUAUAUAUAUAUAUAUAUACAUACAGGUACACAUAUAUGCGUUGUGUUCUCUUUCUCUCUCUCUCUCUCUCUCCCUCUUGUGCGCGCGAGCGCGCGCACACACGUACGCACGCAGCCUUCCGCUCGCUCUUUUCCGUAUCUAUAUCUUGACUCGUACGCGCUUACUAUGCGCCCUGAGAGCACGUUUAUUACUAUGAGAUAAUGAGCUGCUCGGUAAAGAUCUCGUCUGGGAAGAGUUGGAGCGGAUCGCAGAGGAGAAUCAGCUCGUUGGCGGAGGAGAAUACAUGCCCUUCUCCUAACGGCGCUGCUUCGAGUUGCGCCCUCUUACAGACGAUUCAAACGACCAAUAACGUAUUGGUCGCGUCCUCGCUCGCCACCACGUACACGACUACAUCGAGUACGGGUUUGGAAACGAUAACUACAACGACAACGGCGGCGACAACGGCGUCAACGACGACGACGAUCGGCGGUCCUGCUGCGGCGGCUGCUAACGUAGCUGGUGUUUUUGGUGCCGGUGGCACCGCCGCAGGCGGCAUCGGUCAAAGGAUCGCUACGCCACGCCCCGUCAAGUCGAUCGCCACGAAGAAAGGAGAAGACACGAGCAAGCUGCUCAAGUAUAUCGACGAUAACGUCAUCGGCAAGAACGGCACCUUCUUCGGACCGUUCGGCCGCAGGAAAGUCGUCUUUUGCGAUUAUACGGCAACAGGAAGGUCGCUACAAUUUCUCGAAGAGUACAUCGCGAAGGAGGUCCUGCCAUAUUUGGGCGACACUCGAGCAUCAACGUCCAUCUGCAGUCUACAAUCCUCUCUCUUCAGGCACGAAACAAGAGACAUCGUUAGGCAUGCCGUUGGUGCUGAUGACCAGGAUGCGGUUUUAUUCACGGGUCAAGGUUCGGCCGGUGCCCUUCGCACACUUCUGCGACAUCUCGAUCUCUCAAAAUCCACCGUAGUUUUCGUGGGCCCGUUCGAGUACCACGACAAUCUACAGCCGUGGCGUGAAUAUGGUGUCAAGAUAGUACGAGUGUCCGAAACCCGAGAGGGUUUCUUGGAUUUGAACGAACUUGAACGAGGUCUGGCCAAGAUGCGUGCAGAAGGCAUCGCGCAAAUGAUCGGAUGCUUCAGUGCGGCCAGUUGUAUAACAGGGGUUUUGGCGGAUGACGUUGCUACGACCCUUCUUCUACAUCAGUACGGUGCCCUCAGUAUCUGGGAUUAUACCACUGCAGCGCCGUACACUCAGAUCGACAUGAAUCCACAUCUACCGGGUAUGAGCGAAUCCACGGCGCACAAGGAUGCAAUUUUCUUCGCUGGGCACAAGUUCGUAGGAGGCGUCCAAUCGCCUGGGGUACUCGUCAGUAAAAAAUUUCUAUUAAUGGUCGAAAUAAGAGCCGAAGAUAUGAGAGACAGUCACCGAUACCUGACCAAUCCCGAGCUUCGCGACGAAAGUGGAACCGCCGGAGUCGUGGAAAGUAUUCGCUGUGGAUUGGCGAUUCAAUUGAAGGAGAACGUGACGCCACGGGCUAUCGUCAAUCGUCAAGACAAAAUUUCUAGGCAAGUGCUGGCCCACGUACGCACAAUUCCAGAACUGAUUUUACUCGGUAGUGCAUCGCAAAAUGUUAAAAGGCUGCCCAUCUUCUCGUUUAUGGUCCGACACCCACGUGGCACAUUUCUCCAUCACAAUUUCGUGUGCGCCGUAUUAAACGACGUUUUCGGCAUACAGGCAAGAAGUGGGUGCGCUUGCGUUGGUCGAUACGCUCACAAUUUGAUGGGAAUAGACGCGGAAUUGGCGAAAGAGUACGAAGAUUUAUUGACGCAGAGUCGACGCAACGAAGUUGCAAGCGAGGAGGUUAACAGCGAAGCAAUGAGGCCGGGAUUCGCUAAGCUUUCCUUUCCUUAUUUCAUGUCCGAGGCCGAAGUCGCAUUUAUUUUGGAGGCCUUGAAGAUGGUGGCCACCGAGGGAUGGAAGCUCUUACCGCAAUACGUUUUAAAUCCUCAGACCGGGGAGUGGCGACACCACACGAACAGUAUAUUGAAGGAACGAAAAUUGUUGGGAACGAUAAGAUAUACCGACGGGAGAAUGAAUGCGUCCGAAAGGAGGGCCUCCGGAUCCGGCGCAUUUCCGCAAAGCUACGCGGACUGCCUACAAAUGGCGCGAAAUAUUUUCAAUCGUGCGCGUAAAAUAGCACAGAGAUAUCCCCUGCAAACCGAUCGUAUCUUUAACUUCAUCUCGGAAGAAACGGAACCAUUGCGUUGGUUUAUGUUACCGAGCGAGGCGCAAGAUCUGCUUCUAGGUAAUUCACAAAACGUGAAGCAGGAAGUACCUUUCAAUCCUACGUUAGCUUCGCACAGGAUCGCGCACACGACACCGGUUACGAGUACGCACGAGAGUCUCGUUAAUAGUUUGACCUCGGCCAACGGCAUGAGACGUUUGAACAGCGACAUUCCUCGAACCGGAAACACUCCGGUAUCGCCAAAUUCGCCGCGACAUCGAAGUCUUCCGGCGUUGAGUACGAUAAGGAGAAACUGCGUGGCUGCGUCGACGACGGAGCCUAGUAAAACGAAUCCCACGGAGAUCGACGGGAUCGAUGAUAAACAAUUGAUGCGUACAGAGACCGGGAAUACGUCGACCGGUCACAAAUCCCCGGCCACCUGUCCGAGUUCGCCAAUGCCAAUACGAUUCGCCGUUGGCGAAGCGGUCACUCCCUCGGCCCUAUCGUGUAUGUCUCAUGCGACGGUGGUUGUCAGUCGGCCGCUGAAGGAACAAAGAGAUUUGAUAGAGGCGAGGGACGGCGGACGUGCAAGGUGCAAUUCAUUGGGUAGUACAACGGGGACGAAUAACAACGCGGCCAACAACCGAUCCGGCAUGUCGUCCUCGUCCUCGCCCAUACCGGUACUUCCGUUGAGCCCUCAGACAUUGACGAGCUUGGGUUUCACGCCGCCGCGUUCGGACUUAAACGCCUCGAGACAGAAGCAACGACUUCACUGUAGUUGUAGCAGCCAAACGGAAUUGAAUUCUCUCGAAUUGGACGCGAUGAGUAAUCUGAGCCAUUCCAUAUCAUCUUUCAAUUAUCACAGCAGCGUCGCCUCCCCGCCCUCCUCGUAUUCGUCGGUCGGUGAAUACACGGAGAAGCUCAUAGGCGGUGGAAGGUCCUCGCCAAUAUACUCCAAUGUCGGACAAAGAUCCGACGACGAUUUGAGCGCUUACUUGAAGGAAGUUACGAAGGAGUUAGCGACUGAGAUAAAGUCGGAGAUUCGCGAGGUGAUAUCGAAGGUGGACGAUGCAUUAUCGGAGGCGAACACGUCCGAGAAUACGCCGCAGCACCAUUCUAGGAAUCACAGCGCCAUCAGUCAAUUGUCCUCGACCGAGGAUAGGCAGUUCAGGCACGAUUCCUUUACGGCCAGCGACAUCGCCGAAUAUCUGAUGGAAUUUUCGAAGGAAAUGGCGAGCGAGGUUAAGUCCGAGAUCAGGUGUAUGGUGAACGCGGUCGACGGUCUUCACAGGCACUCGCCGGAUGCUUCGGCCUCGGACGUAUCCUCCAACGGAUGCGAAUCCCCGGACAGAGGUAGAGUUACCAUAUCGAACGUUUCCCCUCGGUUAUUGAAUUCUAGAAAACACGGUACCUCCGAGAUAACCGGCAAGAUCGGCGAAUUGACGCAACAGGAGAGCAAGAUGUCCAGCGAGUGUUCCUCCGACGAGACGGUGAUAUUCGUCAUGAAACCGACCGAAACCGAACGGAUGAUCGCCGCCGGUAAUCGUGUCGCCAAAACCGACGACGAGAACGACGUGGACGACGACGUGGACGACGACGAUUCCCACGAGCGUAGAGGACCAGAGGACAUGGGUGGUGACCCCAGGAAGAUCCUACCAAAGAUUUAUUCGGCCGUGAACUCGGUAAGUUCUCAGGACAGUGGGAUCAACCUUUCCUUUCACGAAAGCGACAAGUCGAUCGAAUCGACGGAAUUGAAACGUAGCAGUAGCGCCGAAUCAAAUUCUACGAACAGUUACGGUCGAAAGUCUAGAACGACGAACUCGAUGUCUGGUUUAUCCGGUAAAUCUUCCUCGAAACAGCUCGUACGUCAAAACGACGAUCUCUCGGAGGACGAGGAGUUAUCGUCGGACUUGCGAGAGGAGGAGGGCGAUCCGGAGGAAGAGGGCUUGAAAUUCGAAGGGAAAGACGAUACGAGGAACGUUCAGCCGCGCGUCCAGUGGCACUCGGCACCGAGAAACAUUUGGAAACCAACGGUGGAGGCCAUACAGGAAUUCGACAUGAUUCGGGACAAUGACAGGGUACUCCUGUGUCUCUCGAUACUUGGAAAGGAUUCGCUGUCUCUCUUGCACACGCUACAUCAAUAUAGGUUACACGCGAGGUCAAAGGGGAUCGAUUUCGAGAUCGGCGCUGCCACGAUCGACACCGGUGGCACGACGUUCGAUCGGCUUGAGACUAUAAGACAUUUCAAGGUUUUGGACGUUCCUUACUUUUACGAGGAGUUGGCGGUCGAGCCGACGACGACGACGACGACGACGACGACGACGACGACGACGACGACGACGACGACACCGACGCCGACGCCGACGACGACGCCGACACCGACGCCGACGACGACGACGACGAAGACGACUAUUACUACGACAACAGGUACAGAAAGUCAAGCCGAGGAAUCCCUUUCCAACGAAGCCUGCAGCUUUUGCAACAGAUCCAUCAGAGCACAAUUGUAUGCGAUCGCGAAACGUCACGGUUACAACGUAUUGGCACUCGGGCAACACUUGGACGAUCUGACCGAGAGCUUUCUAUCCUCCGUCUUUCACGAUGGCCAAUUAAAGACCAUGAAGGCGCAUUAUUAUAUUCGUCGACAAGAUCUUCGUGUCAUCAGACCGUUCGUCUACGUCAGUGAGAAAGCUUUGAGACAAUUUUCACGAGGCAAACGAUUUGUCUCGCACGAAUCAAAAAUGGCUGAACUUUCGGAGAAACAGAAACACAGCAAAGAUAUAUUGGUCCAACAGGAACGAGCUUAUCCACGUAUAUAUUGGUCCGUACGUACGGCCCUUCGGCCGUUAAUAAUUUCACACGGACAAUUGCCAGACUUCGACGUGACUUGCAGCAACAUUUCCGGUAAUAUGACCAAUAGCCCGAGCAGUAGCAGCGGGGUCAGUAGCAUCAGCAGCGCUAGUAGCAGCAACGCCGCCUCGACCGGCAUCAAUGGCGGUGGCGGUAAUAAUCAACAAAAGAGGUAUCGAAGGACGAAAACGAAUUCGGUUUCCUCGUCGUCGGCCGUCCAUCAUUUGUCCUCCCAACGACUCGACGACAACGACGAGACCGACGAGGAGCCGGUCCUUUGAGGAGGACCGUCCGCGAGAUGGGAUCCAAAGCGGCGUCCUUCAGUCUCAUCUUCGCGUGCACGUCGACGAGUAGCCCCGCCGUCUACGUCAGCUCUUCUCGCACGAAGAAGACGACAACGUUUCGCUGCUAUGACCACCGCGGCUGUCGUCGUUGCGAAUGAAUCGGAGUCGUUCGAGCGUUGAACGAGAAAGGAAAACGAAGAACGGAAACGAAAUCAAAUCUAAAAACGAUUGUCCAUCGCUUUUUCCGCGAACAACGACGGCGACGACGACGACGGCGACGACGACGGCGACGACAACGACGACGCGCAUACUUUCACUUUGGAGUUCGCUUCGAAACUUUAUGUGAUACAAUACGAGCGACGACGAGAUCAUCGAAUACUUUCUCUUUUUCUUCUGCCGAACGCAUUCGGUUUCUUUUUCUAAUAAAUGUAUGUUUACGUAUUAUGCGCGCAAACCUGGAGGAUCUACGGAGAGGGCAUGGCAAUUACAAAGCAUGCGAGGAUCUAAAAAGAAGAAAGACCGCUCUUGAUCGAUAAUUACUAUCGAUUUAUGUUCUAAACGUCGUCUUUUCGAAGAUCGACUCACGAAAACACGGACGAUAUAAUGAGUGUUUUUGGUAUUCAUAGAGUCGUCUAUAGGAAAUCUACUGAUGUGACUAAUCGCAUUUGUCAUGCGAUGAACGGUUGUCGGACUGCUUAGCGCACUUGUUGGCGCCUAUAAUGUCGUUAGAAAGAAUUUCGAAAGUGGAUUUUGACGUUAGGAUUCUUCAUCGAUUAGUAGAUAAAUGCAGGAAAAUGGAAAAGCGUCGAGAUACACGGUAAGCAUUUGUCUUACCGUGAAACGAAUCUCGAGUAUCGUUUCGAAUCCUCUAAGACGAUUUUUUUCGUGCGGUCAAGAAAAUUGUCGGCCUUAAUAUGUUCGAACGUUUUACGAGAGAUAAACUCGCGUAUAAUUAUCGAAUCGAGAGAUAAUUUUACGACGCUUUCCAGAUUCCAUUUAUUUCGAUAUAGUCCGCGGCGCACGGCAUUGCAUGCACGCAUAAACGCUUAUGCAAAAAGAGGAGAAUGACGAAGAAAAUGAAAGAUUAGCGAACGCUGUUUAAACGAAUCAACCGAAAAUCUUAUCUUUCUCGAGUGAUAAUUAUCGUAACUGGAUUAUCUGACUCAACUCUUAAUGGACAUUAUCAUUAAUUCAUGCUCCUUCAUAUCUGUAAUCUACAUUAGACCGACAUUAGUAGUUGCGAACGAACAUUUUGCGCGGUGAAAGGCGUGAACGGAGAGAGAAGAAAAAAGAGGAGAGAAAAAAAGGGAAAAGAAAGCCAAGUAAAGCGAUAGACGAUACGCGACCGAUCCAAGUAAAAAUAGUCGUUCGAGCGAUAAACGUUUCGUCGCAAGGAAGAAUUUCGAACGAUGCAGAAGGAAAUUUCGAGUUGAUUUUUCCAUCACGAGGCUUCUUCGCGUAUUUUGCAAAGCGCGAAGAUGAAACGUGCAAGAAAAAAAAAAAAAAGAAAAAAAAAAAGAAAAAGAAAAAAAUGGAAAGAUGGAAUCGCGCGCAUCGAAAGUCCCUGUGUACAAGAAACGAUUUGCAAUUUUGAAAAAUCUUCCGUCGUUCGACUUUUUCAUUGAAAAGAAUAGUAGGUGCACUUUCUAUACAUGUACUUAGUUGUAAAUACGGUACAGAUAUAAGGAAAAAAAAAGAAAGAAAAAAACUGAUCGUUCGGAGGAGUUCUUACUUCUUGACGACGAACGUAAUAUAUUCGUCCGGAUAUCAAACGAGAGAAUUCAUUUCGAUCUGACCGGUUUAAAAUUUAGAGACAUUGCAAGUGGUCGCGUAUCGAUGAAUCGAUUUUUAAUCGUUUUGAUCGGCCAUAAGAGGGAAUGCUCGAUCGAGCCGAUCGGCCACGUUUAAUUGAUGUAAAAACUUUCCUUAUUUUUCUUUUUUUUUCCUUUGUUCAGGGCCGUAUACAGAAGCAUAGGUAAAAGAAAAACGGCGAUGACGUUGUUUUCUUCUCGUCUAUUCGUUGAUUCUUUUUCCCUCUUUUCCUUCAAUUUUUGUCUCAUAACGCGAGAAAAAUCCGACAGCAUUUUUCCGUCCUGCAUCUUGUCAAAAUAAUGGAAGGACGAUCGUUGCUGCGAAGAAGAGAAUCGUAUCUUCGUUUAUGACGAAUCUCUUACGUUACGUAAAAAGUCCUUUACAAAGUCGCUGCGAUCGAAAAAAAUUCUGCGAAUAGUCGAAAAGUAAAAUCGAAAAAUCGUCAUAACUCUUCUUUUACGUAUGAUCAAAUGUUCCAUACGGCUAUUGUAUGUUCGCUGUUGUUAGAACUCGUAAGUCUCGCAUUAUAGCUCGCAUGUAAAACGCACGCAACGUAAAAGAAAAAAAAAAAAAAAAAAAAAAAAAAACAAGAGAAAAAAACAAGAAAAAAAAGAAAAAAUAAAAAGAAAUAAGUCGUCCAUCUGUCGUACGUCCUUCGUGCCGCGUGGAUUUUUUCAAGGGUUCGGUUUGUCUCUACGCCGCGAAAGAGACAAUUGGACAAUUGGACGAACGAAAGGAGAGAUUGGGAGAGCUUAAAGCUAAAAAGGAGGGAAAAAAGAGGUAGAACGAAAGAAAGAGAGAAAGAGUGAGAGAGAGUGAAAGAAGGAAAUCUUGAUCUAUAAAAUCCUUACGAAUAGAUAUUAUUAUAUUUUCCGAGAAUUGCGAGAGGUCAUUGUUACUGUAAAGAUAUGUAAGUUUAUUUAUCGCUAAUAAAAACGAAUGUUUAAAGAAAAUACGCUAGAUUUGAUCUCGAUAAAGUUAUUAUUUUAAGAGAGAGAGAGAGAGAGAGAGAGAAAGGUAGGUGAGCAAAAAGGUCUUAACAAGAUUUUCCUUAUUAAUUUAUUAGUACUUUAAGUAAUUUUAAAUAGCAUGCGAGUUUUAUUAUCGGUGUAAUAGUAUUACAUCGUUCGAGACACGUCGUACGAGGCUCGAUGCGUUACAAAGCAGUCCAGAUAAAUUUGAGAAUGAAUUUGAAUUCGUGCUUUAUCUUCGAAAUUCGUCCCUUGAUUGGAUGAGACAGGCGAUAUCGCAAAAGAGAGAAUCGCCAUUGCUUAUAACAGAUUAAAGAUCAUUGACUUAAUCAUUGCAAUUAGCAGUAACCACUUUAUAUUUAUUUAUUUAUAUUUUAUUAAUAUAAUGAUUUUAAUUAGAGUGCAA
Molecule: messenger RNA, 9528 nt
Organism: Vespa velutina
Lineage: Eukaryota; Metazoa; Arthropoda; Insecta; Hymenoptera; Vespidae
Product: serine-rich adhesin for platelets-like
Exons: 8
Coding region: 1204-6336 (1710 amino acids)
Source: RefSeq, a predicted model, not a curated record